AUGUCGGUUAAGGCAAUUUAUGAAGCGGAUGGCAAGCGACUUAUAAGCCAACAUCUACAAUUUCCUCAGUUAGCUCCUAUUAAAAGUGCUGUUGCUGCAUCAAAUUUAGAUUGUGCAAAACUUCAGGAUGAAAGUUCCUGGCUCUCUUCUGAGCGAUUAGUUGUCAAACCGGAUCAAUUGAUCAAGCGCCGUGGUAAAUUAGGGCUUAUUAAAGUCAAUGCAGAUUGGCCAGAAGUGCAAAAAUGGAUUACUGAAAGGAUGAAUAAGCCUAUACAGGUUAGCGGAGCAACUGGUACGUUAAGGCGAUUUAUCGUUGAGCCAUUUGUCAAGCAUACCCAGGAUCAAGAACUGUACUUAUGUAUCUAUGGAACCAGAGAAGGUGACAGUAUUCUCUUUUAUCAUGAAGGUGGUGUUGAUGUUGGAAAUGUUGAUGAAAAGGCUCUAAAAUUAGAUAUUGCCGCUAACAAAUUACCUUCAAUCGAUCAAGUUGAAAAAGAGCUCGUAAAGAAUGUAGCCGCUCCAAUCAAAAGACUUGUGGCUGAAUUUAUAGUAGCAUUGUUUAAUAUCUAUCGAAAGCUUUAUUUUGCGUACCUGGAGAUCAACCCUUUAGUUGUUGUCGAUAACGCGAUCUAUAUCCUUGACUUGGCCGCUAAAAUUGACGCAACUGCAGAAUAUCUAUGUAAAAAAGAAUGGGGAGAGAUAACAUUUCCUCCACCCUUUGGACGAGACGCUUAUCCAGAGGAAGCUUAUAUUGCGGAACUUGACGCUAAAAGCGGAGCAUCGCUUAAAUUAACUAUUUUAAACGAGCAAGGACGAGUAUGGACUAUGGUUGCUGGCGGCGGAGCUUCAGUAAUUUAUAGCGACACGAUUUGCGACCUAGGAUUUAGCCAUGAAUUGGCCAACUAUGGAGAGUAUUCUGGAGCACCUACAGAAUCUCAAACUUACGAAUACGCCAAAGUAGUUCUUAGCCUCAUUUGUCGUCAUAAGCAUCCUGAAGGAAAGGUAUUAAUCAUCGGUGGAGGUAUCGCUAAUUUCACGAACGUUGCUGCAACUUUUAAGGGAAUUAUCAGGGCUUUAAUGGAAUUUCGCCAUCUUCUAGUUGAAUCUAAAGUAUCUAUAUUUGCUAGACGUGGUGGACCUAAUUACCAGGAAGGACUACGAAUGAUGCGUGACCUUGGUACAGAUUUAGGUGUUCCUCUGCACGUUUUUGGGCCUGAAACACAUAUGACGGCUAUUGUUUCUAUGGCACUAGGGAAGCAAGCUGUUUCAGAUUAUACCGCAACUGUUGCAAACACUCAAACUGUCAGUCUGCUACUUGGGGAGUCGUCUAGCACUGUAUCGAAUAAGAAGUCUCGUACUAGUUCUUUUGGAGAAGCUUUAUCUGACAAUAAAGAUGUUAAAUCAUUGCGCAAUGAGCGAGGUAGAAUUACUGUUUUUACCGACAAAACAAGAUGCUUUGUUUGGGGCAUGCAGCCGCGUGCAGUGCAGGGUAUGUUAGAUUUCGACUAUGUAAGUUCAAGGGAAACUUGGUCGGUAGCAGCUAUGAUUUAUCCAUUCAGUGGGGAUCAUAAACAGAAAUUCUAUUGGGGUCAUAAAGAGAUUCUCAUACCAGUGUUUAAAGAUAUGUCUGACGCUAUGAGAAAAUUUCCUGAAGUCGAUGUUCUUGUUAACUUUGCAUCUCUAAGAUCGGCUUAUGAUUCCACUAUGGAAGCUUUGCAAUUCAAGCAGAUUAAAGCCAUUUCUAUAAUUGCGGAAGGAAUUCCUGAAGCUAAAACAAAGCAGUUAAUCGCAACUGCUCAAGAAAAAGAUGUUACCGUUAUUGGUCCAGCUACGGUUGGAGGAAUAAAACCAGGGUGUUUCCGUAUCGGUAAUACUGGCGGUAUGUUGGAUAAUAUCAUAGCUUCAAAGCUCUAUAGACCCGGAAGCGUGGCGUAUGUUUCACGAUCUGGGGGAAUGUCUAAUGAACUAAAUAAUAUGAUAUGUAGAACAACAGAUGGCGUUUAUGAAGGAGUAGCAAUCGGUGGAGAUCGCUACCCUGGUACUACAUUUAUUGAUCACAUUCUGCGAUAUAAUGAUACUGAUGACGUUAAAUUGAUCGUAAUGCUUGGAGAGGUUGGUGGUAUAGAGGAAUAUCAUAUUUGCCAAGAGAUUAAAAAUGGACGAAUAACGAAACCAGUUGUGGCUUGGUGUAUUGGUACAUGCGCGUCAAUGUUUACAUCUGAGGUUCAAUUCGGACAUGCUGGAGCGUGUGCUAAUGCCGACAGGGAGACCUCAGUGGCGAAGAAUAAGGCUUUGAGAGAAGCCGGUGCUCACGUACCUAAUAGUUUCGAUGAUUAUGGAAUUUUGAUACGAGAUGUCUAUAAUGACUUAGUAAGUAAAGGUACCAUUGUACCAAAACCUGAACAACAGCCACCUACGGUUCCAAUGGAUUACGCUUGGGCUAGGGAGUUAGGUUUAAUUCGCAAGCCAUCAUCAUUUAUGACAACUAUUUGUGACGAGAGAGGAGAUGAACUGCGUUACGCCGGCAUGCCAAUAUCUGAAAUUUUCAAGGAAGAGAUGGGAAUUGGAGGAGUUAUAGGCCUACUUUGGUUUCAGAGACGCCUACCACACUAUGCUACAAGAUUUAUAGAAAUGUGUCUUAUACUUACUGCAGAUCAUGGUCCAGCUGUUUCUGGUGCUCACAAUACCAUUGUUACUGCCAGAGCCGGGAAAGAUCUAAUCUCUUCAUUAACCUCUGGCUUACUAACCAUCGGUGAUCGAUUUGGCGGUGCUUUAGACGGAGCCGCUAGGCAAUUUUCGGAAGCUUUCGAUUUAGGAUUAUUACCUAUGGAAUUUGUUAAUAGUAUGAGGAAACAGAAUAAAUUAAUUAUGGGUAUUGGGCAUCGCGUAAAAUCGCUGAAUAAUCCCGAUAAGCGUGUCGUCAUUCUAAAGCACUACGUAAAAAGCAAUUUCCCCUCUACUCCACUUUUGGAUUAUGCUAUUGAAGUAGAAAAGAUUACUACUUCGAAAAGGCCAAAUCUGAUAUUGAAUGUCGAUGGUUGCAUUGGUGUUUGUUUUGUUGAUCUACUUAGAAACUGUGGUGCAUUUACGACUGAGGAAGUUACGGAGUAUAUUGAAAGUGGUACAUUGAACGGCAUUUUUGUUCUUGGGCGUUCCAUGGGAUUCAUUGGUCAUUUCCUUGAUCAAAAACGUCUGAAACAAGGCUUAUAUCGACAUCCUUGGGAUGACAUCUCGUAUAUAAUGCCCGAGGGUUUGGAUGAUGUUUAA
Trichoplax adhaerens is the source of this 3267-nucleotide messenger RNA. RefSeq lists its product as uncharacterized. NCBI's taxonomy places the organism in Eukaryota, Metazoa, Placozoa, Uniplacotomia, Trichoplacea, Trichoplacidae. The coding region runs from base 1 to 3267 and encodes 1088 amino acids. The record is from RefSeq and is a predicted model, not a curated record. The transcript is spliced from 31 exons. Gene Ontology annotation, biological process: citrate metabolic process; acetyl-CoA biosynthetic process; tricarboxylic acid cycle. Gene Ontology annotation, cellular component: cytosol. Gene Ontology annotation, molecular function: ATP citrate synthase activity.